CAUUGAUAGCUCACAUUAAUAUUAAGAGAGGUCUAACACUAUAUUAUUUUGAAAUCAAUUUGGACUACAAUUUUUGCCUUACAAACCUUUGGAUUAAGAAUGGGAUUCAUUCACAGCUAUUGGAAUAAACACUGAAAAAGGUGAAGCAAUGGAUUACAAUUUCAUAACUCAAUCAAAGCAUCAGGACCAAUGGCAACUUGAAAGAUAAUGCAAGCAUUUGCCUUUAAUGUGUACAUAGCACGUGGAUUGGGCUUCUGGGUCUUGUUUCUUUAAGGUCCUUAUUUUGUUACAUGCUGGAAAGACUUUGGAGAACAAUGGGAAACUAUGUCCUGUUUGUCUGGAUUUCUGCAAUCUCCCUGGGAACAUUAGUAAUUAGUGCAGACAGUAAAAAGAGCAGCGCUUUCCUCACUGAGUCAGAUCCAGACCGGUGUAUGCGGCACCACUAUGUGGAUUCUAUAAAUCACCCACAGCACAAAUGCACUGCAAAGAUGGUGUUGCUUGCUCGUUGUGAAGGACGCUGCAGUCAAACCUCUCGCUCUGACCCUCUCGUCUCCUUCAGCACUGUUUUAAAGCAGCCCUUUCGCUCAACGUGCCAUUGCUGCAGGCCUCAGACUUCCAAGUUAAAAGCCAUCCGCCUGCGCUGUUCUGGAGGCCUUCGUCUUACAGCCACAUACCGCUAUAUUCUCUCUUGUCAUUGCGAAGAAUGCAACUCUUAGAGACUAAUUACAAAGACAACUGGAUUGGGAAAUUGUAAAGAUGGACAGACAGUACCGAUAAUAUGUAAAAUAUAUUUUUAUUGUUUGUUGAAAUUAUUAAGUGAAUUAAAUAUAAGCAGCACACAUAAUAUUAUCAGCCAGUCUGAAAUAAAAAA
This is a messenger RNA of Nanorana parkeri, 871 nucleotides long. It is a transcript of the gene NDP, whose product is annotated as NDP, norrin cystine knot growth factor. The record is from RefSeq and is a predicted model, not a curated record. Lineage: Eukaryota; Metazoa; Chordata; Amphibia; Anura; Dicroglossidae. The transcript is spliced from 4 exons. Gene Ontology annotation, biological process: Wnt signaling pathway. Bases 291 to 716 code for a protein of 141 amino acids.